CGCAGUCCCCAGCCAUAAGCAUAAGCCGCAAGCGCCCCUAGUUAAAGUUGGGGGGAAAAGCGGCGUUCAAGUUCCUCAAGUUCCAGCCUUCCUGGGCAUCCAAGUUCCAGAAGUUUGUUGUCAUUGCCAAUUGGCUUUGAUUUGGAAGCAGCUCCUUGUCAUUGUCAAGGAGCUGAGGGUUGAUCAUUCCAUUCACCGUGUCAGCUCACAUAUGAGCAAUGGCUGCAGCUUAUAGUGUGAGUCUGGAUCAUGAGGAGGCUCGGCGAUUGGCGGAGCGUGGUGGCACACUUCUGCUUCUUGAUGUGCCUCAUGGGACGUCCUUCGGCAUUGAUCAACAGAUGUUUGUGACUGGGCCCCGCUUCAAAGGCGUGAAGAUGCUUCCCCCCGGGCCGCAUUUUGUGUAUUAUUCAGCUGCGGGCAAGCAUGGUGGUGCGGCGCCUGUCAUUGGCUUCUUCGUGGUGCUCAAACAGGGACAGGUGGUCGUGCGCCAGUGGGAUGCGCCCGAGGAGCGCUUGGCAGCGCUGACUGACGAAGACCAGGUGGAUCGGUUAGCUGGGGGCGUCAGGACAUUCCAAUUUGAUGCAGAGCUUGGCGCUUAUGACCUGCACAAGUACGCGGCCUGGCAGACUCUGAGCAACUUCAUUACCGACGAGGUGGUGCAGGCACACGAGCCUGUUGGGGGCGACAUCUGCGUGGUGUGUGAGGCUGACGUCAGCGAGACGCGGCCGAAGACGGGGGCGGAGAGGGUUCUUCAGGAGCAGAUUGACCGGGGGCGAGAGCGCGCUCAAAGUGGAGGUCCUUCUAAAGAUACGAGAGAGAGCGUCGAUGGGGCGGGUCCGCAGAGUGGGGAGAAGCUGCUGGCUGACGUCACUCAGGGCGUCAUCAUCAUGGACCGGGGGGAAGACCAGGAGGCGGCUGCCGAAAGUUUGGGAAGGGAUGCGAUGUCAGGGGGCUUAGUUUUGGAGGAGUCGGCGGCAGAGGGACAGGGUUCGGGGCUGAGCCGAGUGGACCAGAUUGCGCUCAUGUACCAGCGGAAAGAAAUGAGGAAAGGCGGCAGCACAGCGGAACUCCGGCGGAAAGGGAACGGUGCCGAAGAUAUGGACGUAGAUACACAAGAAGGAGCGCCUUCUGGCGUGGAGACAGUAGACGGGUCUGUUGCAGGGCCGAAGGGAGCUCAUGUGAGGGGGGUGGCAAGCGAGCAACUAGAGCGGCACGACUUCGCCGGGCUGAGGGGCAUUUCCCAUCCACCGAUGGCUCCGCUAGACUCCAUAGCAAGUCCUUCAAAUAGCAGCAGGCUGGCAUCAGGAAGAACGUCAGAUUCGAGCAACGGGAAGACGUCAGUCGGCGAGAAUCGCUCGGGGGAAUCCUCGGGGCUUAGGGAGGCAGGAGGAGAGGCCGGGCCCAGCAGCUCGGGGGAAAAGCCCCGAGGGAGAAGCGGCCGCUGCUUUUACACGGACCUGCCCCGGCUGGUGAAACGGAAGGGGAUGAGCGCGACGGAGCUGACGGCUCUUAACUUAGAUAAGAGCGGCUUGCUGGAGACGGUUCUGUCGAAGCAGUACAAGGGACGGGAGGAGCUCCUGCUGGGCGAACUGCAGUUCGCCUUCAUCGCAUUCGUGAUGGGCCAGUCCCUCGAGUCGUUCUCUCAGUGGAAGGCCAUCCUGCCCCUCAUGCUGGGCUGCGUCGAAGCGCCUCUCCGCACACGCACCCGACUGUUCGUGCAGUUCCUGAGGGCCCUGUACUGGCAGUUGCGGCACGGCCUCCUGCCUGAGUCAAACCGCGGGGCGGGCGACGCGCUGCUGGACGAGGCCUGGCUUGAAAAGGACAGUUUUCUGCAGCACCUCCUCGCGGGGUUCUUCAGCACCUUGCGAGAAGCGCAGCCGAUUGACGGGGAGCUCAAACAACAGGCAGACUCGCUUCAGAGCCUGUUGGAAGGGUUCCUGGGGUGGCGCCUCAGCGAGCCGGAAGGGGGAUCCCUCAGCGACGAGGACGAUGAGUAUGCACCAACGGUGGUCUACUGAAUAAGCAGGUUGCUCAACAAAGGCCUAAAGGAUGGGGAACGCAAUACAGCUUUCAUAACACGAAUAUUUACGAUGCCUCUCUUAAAAUCUGUCAAUCUUCUUCGACUCUGAGCUAUGCCUUUGUAACCUUACUUUGAGUGCACUUUCUUGUCUUCAAGAAAUUGAUAGCUUAUGUGAGUCCUCGUCGAUGCGAG
Klebsormidium nitens is the source of this 2212-nucleotide messenger RNA. Lineage: Eukaryota; Viridiplantae; Streptophyta; Klebsormidiophyceae; Klebsormidiales; Klebsormidiaceae. The record is from the annotation of a GenBank genome assembly.